UAAAAUCAGUCGGCAUUGCCUCAGCAUCAAAAUCCAGUAAGGACUUUGAACAGGAAAAUGAUUUUAACAGCAUGAUGGGGGAAAUGAGUGAUAGAUUUUAUUAUGUGUAUAGUUGUGACCUAGAUGUGAACCUACAGAUUAAAAUAGGGACUUUGGAGGGGGAGAGACAGAGGCCGGACUAUAAAGACCUGCUGGAGGAUCCUAUGCUGAAGUUUUCUGGGGCCUAUGGAGAAGGAUGCUCAGAUCUAUAUGUUACCUGCCAAGUGUUUGCGGAUGAACACCCCCUUUCUCUGUGUAUGAGUACAUCUUACAAAGCCUUCAGCACUCGAUGGAACUGGAAUGAGUGGCUAACAUUGCCAGUGAAGUACAGUGACCUACCUAGGAAUGCCAUUCUGUGUCUGACAGUGUGGGACAUUUAUGGAACUAAUCAAUCCAUUCCUGUAGGCAGCACAACCAUUCCUCUGUUUGGUAAAAGAGGAACCUACAGACAAGGCAUGCAUGACUUAAAAGUCUGGCCAAACACCCUCCCUGAUCCAAGUGUGAAUUCCACCACCCCAGGGAAAACCAAAGACCACAAGGAUCAGAUGAGCAAAUUAGCAAAGUUGAGCAAAAAGCACAGAGAUGGGCACAUGCUGAAAGUGGACUGGUUAGAUCGUCUGACAUUCCGAGAGAUUGAAAUGAUCAAUGAAAAACAGAAACGAGACUCCAAAUUCAUGUAUUUGAUGAUAGAAUUCCCCUUCAUACAUUAUGAUGAAACAGAAUACACUGUUGUCUAUUUUGAAAAGGAUGGAGAUGAACCAUUUGUUUUUAAAACAGUAGCUGACCUAGUUCAAGUCCCAGACCCUGAAAUUGACAUGGAAAAUUUAGUUGAAAGUAAGCAUCAUAAAUUGGCUAGAAGUUUAAGAAGUGGACCAACUGAUAGAGACAUGAAACCAGAUGCCAAAACCAGAAAUCUACUCAAUGAGAUUGUGCGGUAUCCACCCACAAAAACUCUGACCUCAGAGGAGGAAGAUUUGGUGUGGAAAUUUAGGUUUUAUCUGUGUAACCAGAAAAAGGCUCUGACAAAGUUUCUGAAGUGUGUGAACUGGAAACUGCCACAAGAGUCUCGUCAGGGUAUUGAACUUCUGACCCGCUGGAGCCCUAUGGAUGUGGAAGAUGCCCUUGAACUUUUGUCCCCUGCCUUCACUCAUCCCUCUGUCAGAAAGUAUGCUGUGUCAAGACUCAGGCAGGCUGAUGACCAGGAUCUCUUGCUGUAUUUGCUCCAGCUAGUACAGGCCCUUAAGUAUGAGGAUUUUGACGAGAUAAUGAGUCACAACGACAUUGUAUCAGAGAGAAGAGACUCCACAAAUGACCCUGGUGCUACAGAUAAAAUCAGGACUAUCAGCACCCUCUCUAGGGCCUCCUCUAAUGAGUCCAUCUUGGAUGCUUUGAGUGGAUCCUCUCCUUCUCAGACCGAGAGUCCCGAGUCUAAACUAGAGAGGGAGAUGGAUUUAGCCAGCUUUUUGAUCUCACGAGCUUGUAACAACUCAUCUCUUGCCAAUUACUUUUACUGGUACCUAUCUGUGGAGUGUGUAGACCCUAAUGGCCUAGAUAUUAAAGAUUCCAAAGUGACAAAAAUGUACCAGCAUGUUUUAAAAAGAUUUUCGCAAGCACUCUUCAAGGAGAGUCCCGAGUCCAGACAGAGGAGAUCAAUGAUCGCUCGGCAGCAGACGUUUAUAGACAGACUCGUGGAUUUAGUCAAGACAGUGAUGAGGGAGAGUGGCAACCGCAAGAAAAAAAUAGAGAGGUUACAAGCACUCCUCCAUGACCCUGAGGCCUGCAAAUUUGACUUUUCGAAUUUUGAGCCAUUAUCACUUCCUCUAGACCCUGACGUUAAAGUAUGUGGAAUCGCACCAGAAAAAGCAACACUUUUUAAGAGCAAUUUGAUGCCAUGUAAAUUCGUCUUCAAAAUAGUGGAUGGUGGAGAAUAUGUGACUAUAUUUAAACACGGAGACGACCUCAGACAGGAUAAUCUUAUUCUGCAGAUCAUCACGUUAAUGAACCGAUUAUUAAUGAGGGACAAUUUAGAUUUGAAGUUGACACCUUACAAAAUUCUUGCUACAAGCUGUAAACAUGGUUUUGCUCAGUUUGUGGAAUCUGUUAAUGUGGCUGAGGUUCUGAAUCAACACACUGGGAUCCAGAACUUCUUUAGAAUCCAUGCUCCAUGUGAGAACACUCCAUACGGAUUUCAGCCAGAAGUCAUGGACAAUUACAUUAAGAGCUGUGCUGGAUAUUGUGUCAUAACAUACCUACUGGGAGUCGGAGAUCGUCAUUUCGACAAUCUGCUGCUAACAAAGACAGGAAAACUUUUCCAUAUUGACUUUGGGUAUAUACUUGGACGAGAUCCCAAGCUCCUCCCACCUCUGAUGAAACUGACAACAGAAAUGAUUGAUGGCAUGGGCGGUCCCAACUCGGAGCAUUUUCAUGACUUCAAGAAGCUCUGCUACACUGCAUUCCUUGCAAUUAGAAGGUCUUCCAAUUUGAUAUUGAACUUGUUCACAUUGAUGGUUAGUUCCAACAUUCCAGAUAUUGCAAUUGAACCAGAUAAAACCGUCAAAAAGGUACAAGACAAAUUUGUGCUCCACCUAACAGACGAAGAAGCAGUUCAGUACAUGCAGAAUGUGAUUGAUGGCAGUGUGUCUGCUAUGAUGCCAGUGCUUGUAGAAAGAUUCCACACAAUAGCACAGAAAUGGAGGAAAUAGAGAAUUAUGUUAAAUGUCAUCAGAUGACCAGUAGUCUGUGAUGAGGAAAGUGCAAUAUUUUCUUUAGAUAUAUAAAUGUUCCCAGAGAUAAUUUGAAAAUCCUGAAACUUCAUAGCAGUACAUACUGUAUGUGAACCUCUGUUAAAUUAAGUAUUUGAAACAAAAUUGUAUUUUGAAUUUUUAAUAAAUUUAUUUUGCAAAUUCCA
Messenger RNA from Saccostrea echinata, 2947 nucleotides. RefSeq names its product phosphatidylinositol 3-kinase catalytic subunit type 3-like. The coding region runs from base 72 to 2741 and encodes 889 amino acids. Gene Ontology annotation, biological process: autophagosome assembly; phosphatidylinositol-3-phosphate biosynthetic process; autophagy of peroxisome. The transcript has 23 exons. Lineage: Eukaryota; Metazoa; Mollusca; Bivalvia; Ostreida; Ostreidae. Gene Ontology annotation, cellular component: phosphatidylinositol 3-kinase complex, class III, type II; peroxisome; membrane. The record is from RefSeq and is a predicted model, not a curated record. Gene Ontology annotation, molecular function: 1-phosphatidylinositol-3-kinase activity.